CUCGCCCACACACCAUGAAACAGCUCGCCAUGAAGAAGAAGACCACCACUAACGUGAGCCAUCUCAGGUGCGCGCUCAGCCUCCUCCCUCCUCUCCUGCUCGCUGUCAUCGUCUACCUCCAGUUCCAAACCCUCGGCCUCUUCUCCUCGAUUUCCCGAAUCGUUAGUCAGCCUGCUGCCGUCGACGACUUCAUCGGCCGCCUCCGCGCGUCGGCCACCUUCCUCCCGCUCAAGGACACGCGCGAGCGCUCCCAAACAUGGUUCAUCAGCACCCUCGACGACGUCUCCGAGCCGGAGGGCGAGGCCAAGAACCUGUUCUUCCCUUCCGCGGCGUCCUACGGCCGGAUCCUCUGCUUGGCGGCGCCUUCCCACCACGACGGCACCGAGAACGCCUACGCGCUCGCGUGGCGCGACGCGCUCCCCAACGGCGCUGCGCUCCGGCCCGGGCUCGCGUUCGUGUCCGAGACAGCCUACGACCACAGCAACAUUUGGCACGGGCUCACGGCGCUCGUCCCGUUCGCGUCGUGGUACGCCAGGAGCGGUUGCAGGGCGCGGCCGUCGAGAUGGGCGCUGUUCCACCACGGCGAGGUGAGGAUGGGGAUGAGCGGGUGGCUGACGACGCUGGCCGAGGCUGCGACGGGCGUGAACAUGACCGUCGAGACGUUUGACACGCCCGGACCGGUGUGCUUCGAGGAGGCGGUGGUGUUCAGGAGGAACCUGGAAGGCCUGAGCAGGGAGCGGCUGCUCGGGGCGUUCGACUUCAUGAGGUGCAAGGCCAGGGCUUACUGCGGCGUGGACGUGUCGAAAGCCGGAGGCGGUGCCAGCACGUCGGCCCUGCGCGUCACGCUUCUUUUCCGCUCGGGCGGGAGGGCGUUCAAGGACGAGGCGGCCGUCACGCGCGUGUUCCAGAAGGAGUGCGCGCGCUUGGGCGGGUGCACGGUCGCCACCGCGCACUCGGACAGCAUGACGUUCUGUGACCAGGUGAGGUUGCUGAGCGCGACGGACGUGCUGAUCUCAGCGCACGGGGCGCAGAUGACGAACUUGCUGUUCAUGGAUAGGAGCAGCAGCAUCAUGGAGUUCUACCCCAUGGGGUGGAGGCAGAGGGCGGGGGGCGGCCAGUUCGUGUACCGGUGGAUGGCGGACCGGGCGGGGAUGCAGCACGAGGGCUCGUGGUGGGACCCCAACGGCGAGCCCUGCCCCCGCUCCCCGGACAUCCUCAGCUGCUACAAGAACCGGCAGAUCGGGCACAACGAGACCUACUUCUCGCAGUGGGCGGCGAGAGUCUUCCCCGCGGCCAAGGAGCGUAAGAUGCGUAAUGCCGGCGAGGUCUCGGCGGAAGAGCGGCGGCGACAAGCAGCGACCUGCAACUGCAGCUAGCUGGCUGCGUUGCAUGUUGUGAUCAAGCAGACGUCCGGCCUGUUAAUAUUGUUCUGUGGAACAGUUUCAUAUAUUUUUCGAUCUGACUAAAUUGAUUUGAAACUACGCCGCAAAUGAAGAUAUUGUUGCAAUGUAACAGAACAAAUAAGAGAAUAUAAGA
Molecule: messenger RNA, 1536 nt
Organism: Phragmites australis (common reed)
Lineage: Eukaryota; Viridiplantae; Streptophyta; Magnoliopsida; Poales; Poaceae
Exons: 2
Coding region: 15-1376 (453 amino acids)
Molecular function (GO): glycosyltransferase activity
Source: RefSeq, a predicted model, not a curated record